Molecule: messenger RNA, 195 nt
Organism: Prorocentrum cordatum
Lineage: Eukaryota; Dinophyceae; Prorocentrales; Prorocentraceae
Source: the annotation of a GenBank genome assembly
AAAGCAGUGAUUCAGUGCGCUUGGGCCCUGCUUUCGGCCAUCGGCGAUGGCAGCUUCUCCACGAAGGCAUUGUUCGAACGACGGGCUAGACAGAUCGCCCUGAACGGCCUCGGCGUGAGGAGCCUUCACACGCUGCUUGCAGGCGUCGGGGCCCCCGUGUGCUCGGCGUUGGCGCUCGAUGCGGUCGCGGCGAAG